AUGUUUAGCGGAGGAGCUGCCCAACCCACUAAUCGGAAGAAAAGUAAAGAGCCUGUCAAAGAUGAUAAACUAAAAAAAGGCGAAUCAGAACGGAAGCAAAGGGAAGCAAACAAGGUCCCAGAACAGCAAUCACAACCUCGACAACGUGGAAGUGAAGUGGUAGCGAAAUGGGUCAUGCGAGCUCUGAACACGGGAGUAGACGCUCUUAGGGCAGAAUACAGAUCUCUUGCUCGAUAUACUUUACCUGAUGCAACCUACGAAGCCUUCAAGGCAAACCAUGAGGCCGGAAGGAACAGGUACGUAGCACCGACCAGUAUUGCAGUAGAAAGAAUCUUCACGCUCACCUUUUUCGGAUGGAUAGUAGUCUUCAUACAUUACAAAAAUUGA
Cooperia oncophora is the source of this 387-nucleotide messenger RNA. The record is from the annotation of a GenBank genome assembly. NCBI's taxonomy places the organism in Eukaryota, Metazoa, Nematoda, Chromadorea, Rhabditida, Trichostrongylidae.